Messenger RNA from Esox lucius (northern pike), 4664 nucleotides. RefSeq names its product FKBP prolyl isomerase 15b (gene fkbp15b). Gene Ontology annotation, molecular function: peptidyl-prolyl cis-trans isomerase activity. The record is from RefSeq and is a predicted model, not a curated record. Bases 429 to 3977 code for a protein of 1182 amino acids. Gene Ontology annotation, cellular component: growth cone. Lineage: Eukaryota; Metazoa; Chordata; Actinopteri; Esociformes; Esocidae. The transcript has 28 exons.
UCAUUUUCUCCGUGAUUGAUGGUUUCAUUUACUCAAAAUCUAUGUUUCUGCUAAAAGUAAAGUAAACGUCUCCAUUGCCAGGUUAAUUUCACAGUGCCUUUAUGAGCAAAAAUAUCCGCACACUCCCACAAACGUCCAGACGUUCGAAUAAUUGAUUUAAAAAUACUGAAAAAUGAAUGUUUGUUUACCCAAUUUCUCACACAGCGACCUAACGGAGGAAAUCGCAAUGCAGCGUGUAGGAUACCGGAAAUUCACAAGACGGUCAGGUGGUUUGUCAGCUGACGUUAGCAGAAACAGGAAGAGAAAUCACUUGUUUUCUUAAAGUAGUUAUUUCUCAAUAAGUAUCAAUUAUAUUUUUCAUCCCACUACACAAUAAUAUUUGAUUAACAUUAGUACUGCUACUGUACACAAUAUAACAUUAAUUCAAAAUGUUUGCCGCUGACGACGAGGAUGGAGAUUUUCUAUCGCCAACUGGAGGGGCUAAGCUGGCAUCACUUUUUGGACUGGACCAAGCAGCAAGUCAGGGCAAUGAAUCCUUUCAGUAUACAGCCCCUAAACAGCCAAGGAAGACUUCAAACCCAGGCCCUCCUACCCAGAAACCCACUCCGCCCCCUGGUGCUCCAUUAGUCUUGUUGGCUACAGCUAUCCAUGCUUUCAAAUAUCUUAACGGACAGUAUCAGAAACAAGGAAAGCUGGGAGCUGCAGUCUUGGGUAACCACACGACCAAAGAUUACAAACUCCUGCUUUAUGCUGGUCAACAGAAACAAGUGACUGCAGCCAAGAUUCAUGUUGGGUUUGUUUUUACGGUUCAGCCAAGUAACUACUGCACUUUUUAUGAUGACCAGCGCCAGAACUGGUCCUUGAUGUUUGACACUGAGAAAGCCGCAGUGGACUUCUGUAAAGAGGUGUGUUUGGCAAAAGUCAACAGCGCCCCCUUCUUAGAGGUGGUGGUGGUACAGGACCUGGCAUUAGGAGAGGGACAGGCGGUUGAGAGUGGAGACUCCCUGGAGGUGGCAUACACCGGGUGGCUCCUGCAGAACCACGCUGUCGGCCAGAUGUUUGACUCCAACAUGAACAAAGACAAGCUGCUGCGACUGAAGCUGGGUGCUGGGAAAGUGAUUAAGGGCUGGGAAGAUGGUAUGCUGGGCAUGAGGAAGUCAGGUCGACGUCUCAUUGUGAUCCCUGCCAGUCUGGGCUACGGUUCCCAUGGAGUGGCCAACCGAGUCCCGCCUGACAGCACACUCAUCUUUGAGGCGGAGUUACGACGGGUGAAGUUGGCGAAGGACAGUGGGUCGGACCAUGCCAGUUCUGGGUCUCGGGACUCUGCUGCCCCUUCACCUGCUCCCAGCGUGGAGAACCUGGGCCCGGACCUCCCGGCAGGUCCGGCGCAGCCCUCUGCUUCAAAUCCCGGGAGGCCAGUGGAACCACCACUUUGGGCCAAAUCAAAUUCCAUCAGUGAACAGUUGACGAAUCCAGACGCCACCAAAGCCAAGCUCAUCUCUCGCAUGGCCAAGAUGGGUCAGCCCAUGUUGCCAUUUAUGGCAGGGCCCUCCUCCCAGCCUGACUCCAGCGAUUCUGAAAUGGAGGACCCCAGUGCGUCCAGGGUAAAGGAUCGUGCUGCGACUCUUUCUCCAGUGCAGCUCCCCACUGCCCCCCAGGCUCCUACCCAAGUGGUUUCUCACCCUCACGGAGUUCCGCCCUCUGCCUUGAUGCCUGUUGCUAUGACGACUGCUGCUCCGCAGCCUAUAAUGGCAGGCUCUGCUCAGGCCUGUCAGCCUUACACAUAUCCACCGUCCUCUAUGGCCUCCUCUCAAAUUCAACCAAUGGGCCAGAUGUACCCUACCCAGACUGUACCAUACAUGGGAGGUGCUGGCGAGGUCACUUCUUUCCUCAUGACCGAAGCUCGGCAGCAUAAUACUGAGAUCCGAUUGGCGGUGGGCAAAGUGGCAGAUAAAGUGGACCAGUUGGCUUCAAAGGUUGAAAACCUUCAGAGGCAAGGAGGCCAGUCAUUGGCUAUGCCCAGUGUCACCAUGGAAACAUCUAUGAUCAUGCACAACAUCCAAAGAAUCAUUCAGGAAAAUGAAUCUUUGAAGAAGGAUGUGUACGAGAAGAGCGCACGCAUCGAGGAGCAGAACCGCAAGAUCGGGGAGCUCAUCCACCAGAACCAGAGGUACAUGGAGCAGAGUAACCUGCUGAUGGAGCAACGGAAUGACACCCUGAAGUCGUCCAGUGAACACAACCAGGCCCGGGUACUGCAGGCCGAGCAAGAUAAGCUGCGUCUGACAGAGGAGUUGGCCACUUCUAUGGCCCGGGUAUCCCAACUGCAGCAGGAGGCCACCUCUCACCAGCAGAGGGCGGCAGAGUUACAGAGCAAACUAACUUCCGCCCUGCAGGACGGCGACACACACUGCUCACGCAUCGCCUUGUUAGAGACCCAACUAGAAGAGCUAAAGGAGACAGCUGAGCGAGGCCAGGCCCAGUACCGCACAGAGAAGCAGAAACGCAAAGAGAUGGAACUCCGAGUGAACAACGUAGAGGAGGAGCUUCAAGACCUUAAGACCGACAAGGAAGGUGUAGAACGAACGCUGUUGGACAGGAAGAGGAAGUGGCAGGCCGAAAGGCAGAGGUGCGACGAGGAGAUGGAGGAGCUGAGGAGGGUCAGUCAGCAGGACCUGACCAAUCUGAGGACCCAGCUACACAAGGCCCGGACAAACACCGGACAGGCCGCCUCAGAGCAGCUAGCCCAGCUCCAAGCAGAGCUGGAGGAGGAUUGGAAAGGCAGGUGCGCGCAGGCGUUGGCCCUGGCUAAGGAGCAGCAUGGACGGGCGAUUGCCGAACUGGCGGAGCAGAGGGACACGCUGGAGCAGAGUCUUACCCAGCUACAGGAGAAGUUCUCAGCUCUGAAGCAGUCCAGGGACUCGGAGGAGCAGCGCUUGCUGCAGCAACAGGGGCAGGGCGAGGAGCUCAAGGCCCUACAACAAAAGUAUUCAGGCCUGGAGGAGUCGUCGGCAGCAGUGAGGCAGAAGCUGGAGGGCAGAGUGGCUCAGCUGAGGAGGAGGUUGGCAGAGCAAGAGUUUGCAGGACAGGACACUGCCGGGGAGGUGAAGCGUGUGAUGAAUGGAGUGUUCCACUCUCUGAGGGCGGAAUUCGACCUACAUGACACCUACACAGGCAGUGCUGUGCUUGGAGUAAUUGUGAACACCAUAAAGAGUGUCACCUUACAAUUGCUCAACAGCACAGAGGGACCUUCAUCCCAUCAGAGGGAAAACAAAGAAGAAGAGGAGGAUGAAGAGGAGGAGGAGGAAGAGGAGGAGGACAGUAAUGAGAGACAGGCAGAGGAGAGACCACUGCAAGAUGUCAAGGUGAAUGGUCAGCAGGAGGAGGAGCAACGGGUGGAGCCAGAGCAGCCUGGAGAGUCCCCUGGACAGAGGGAGGGAGACCCCAGAAAUGUCCAGGAGAGGGUUUACUCUGAGGUAGUACCAGAGACAGAGAAGCCGACCGGAGCGGAACCAGAGGAAGCCAUCCACCCAGAGCCAGAGCACCAGCCACACUCACCCCAGCCCAGACCAACAUCUUCUGACAUGAACCCUGAGGAGAAUAUGCCCUCUGUGAUGGGAACAGAAAUGAAGUUGGAAAGUGACGCAAGUCCCUCAGAGGAGAAGAAAAUAAGUGUGACUGUUGAGGAUUCCCUUUGUGAACUGGAUGUAACUAGCCCCAAAGCCACAGGUCCUCCAGCCCAUCCCCCACUACCACCAAACCUUCUAAAUGACAGUUCUGGUCAGGUAACAAGUCUGACUGAGGGAGUAGGAGAGGAAAAUGGGAAGGACACAUUUUUCCUGAGCACACCCCCAACCAAACCCCCACCACCACCCACUGAGGAGGAAGAGGAUGAACUGAGCUUAAAGGGACAACCUCCCCCAGCCCCACUGUUUGGUGAUGACGAUGAUGAAGAAGAUGAUCUUGACUGGCUGGGCUGAGCAACAACUAAUAUAAUGGGUGUAUUAUGAGUAUUAAUGUCAAUGGACAGAACGGCCUAUAGAGAGAUGGUUUACACUGUCCAACAGCCGACUAUACCAGGAAGGACAUGGAGAUGAGCCUCUCUGAACAAUGUGAUUUAAGGAUUACAGGUUCAGUUAAUUCAGUUGUCAUCACACGAUCCAACCAAAAUUUGACUUCCGAUUUACCCAAUCCCUCCAAAUUGGAGGUGGUGGGGAGGAUGACUGACAGAUUUAUCACUUGAGGUUCAGGAUUUGAUUUGGUUAACUUUCAAUUAAAGGUGCUCUAACUACUAUGCUGAGUGCAAAGGACGCCAUUUUGACUGACGCUAACAUGCUUUGUGACCUGUGUGCCGUGUUGAUCUGUAAGGCUGACAUGGCCCUGGAAAAGCCCCCUCCCCCUCACCCAACACAAUCAAAGUAAAUCAACGGUGUGUUAGUACUGUCAUUUGUUGCCUUCAUUGGGCCUUAGAGACUACAAUUACGCUCUAGGGUCUUUUAAAUACUGUAGCUUGGGUGUUAAUUUAUUUGAUUUUAUUUAGCAUUUCCCUAAUAUGUUUGUUGUUUUUGUUGUCUGAGUUUUCAUUGCUGUCAUUUUUUAUGAUGACAAAAUGAUGCUUCAAGAAUAUUUAACUUUUGAAAAAUGUCUAACCUAGAUUCAUUCCAUAA